This is a messenger RNA of Oncorhynchus kisutch (coho salmon), 2096 nucleotides long. RefSeq lists its product as uncharacterized. NCBI's taxonomy places the organism in Eukaryota, Metazoa, Chordata, Actinopteri, Salmoniformes, Salmonidae. The record is from RefSeq and is a predicted model, not a curated record. The transcript has 3 exons. Bases 1 to 771 code for a protein of 256 amino acids.
AUGACCGAGUUGCUCAUCUCAAAACUACUGAAACAUGGCAUCGCCAUCAUGGACAUGAGAGGGCAGGGUUAUGACAAUGGGGUGAAUAUGCGCGGUGAGUUUUUUUUAACACCAUCCAAGAGAUUUAUACAUUUUUAUCCGGAUCUACACACCGCUGGGGCCUUGCUGAAAGAGCACGUAAAAGAUGGACUCACAGUGAAACCCCUCAUCACCACGAGAUGGGAGAGCCGGGUGGAGGCUGUGAAACCCCUCAUCACCACGAGAUGGGAGAGCCUGUUGGAGGCUGUGAAACCCCUCAUCACCACGAGAUGGGAGAGCCGGGUGGAGGCUGUGAAACCCCUCAUCACCACGAGAUGGGAGAGCCGGGUGGAGGCUGUGAAACCCCUCAUCACCACGAGAUGGGAGAGCCGGGUGGAGGCUGUGAAACCCCUCAGCGCCACGAGAUGGGAGAGCCGGGUGGAGGCUGUGAAACCCCUCAUCACCACGAGAUUGGAGAGCCGGGUGGAGGCUGUGAAACCCCUCAUCACCAUGAGAUGGGAGAGCCGGGUGGAGGAUGUGAAACCCCUCAUCACCACGAGAUGGGAGAGCCGGGUGGAGGCUGUAAAACCCGUGCGUUACCAACUCGGGGAGAUUUAUGAUGCCCUGUUGUCGAUCGCCACCGACACCAAGCUCACAGGCAGCUGUGGUGCUAAAACAAGGUUGGGGGAAAACAGCAUUGCUGCCAAGACCAACAACUUUGGGCUUCAUGUGCGCAGUGGUCGUUUGGUAUGACAUCUUGUUCGAAGUGAACAUGACCAGUAAGAGUUUGCAGGCAGUUAGUUUUAACCUUUCACUAGCAGUGGCUCAAUUGAACUCAACCAGGGUAUUCCGCCAAGACUACCGCUCCGAUGCAGCUUUCGCUGGCGCAGAAGAGUUGGCAGAGGAGAUGGGUAUUGAGCCCUGUUUCCCAGGGCAGCCCACGGUCCAUCCCAGGAAGAAAAGGAGUCUGUUUUGUUUUGUUUUGUUUGGCUACGAGGGAGAGGAUGAGCCAGUAGAUUUCUUUAAUCAGAUUCUGGAUUCUGCUAUCCAGUCCGUCAACGAACGCAUCUUGAGAGCACAGCAGUGUUUUCAGCAUCCUGUACAACAUCCCCACCAUCAAGGACAUGGACACUGCAGCACUUACCAGGAACUGCGCAACACUGGAGAGGGCCCUUACAUAUGGGGAUUCUAGGGACAUCGAGGCAAAAGAUCUGUGUAAUGAGCUCAAAGUCUUGAGCAAGAGACUGGACUGUGAGGCAAAACCACUGGACGCACUCGAGUACAUAUCCAGACACCAAAUGGCCUCCUUAUAUCCCACUGCCUUUGUUGCCCUGAGAGUUCUUCUCCCACUCCCGGUGACAGUGGAGAGCGCACAUUCUCAAAGCUCAAACUCAUCAAAAACUACCUGCGCUCUACUAUGAGUCAAGAGAGACUCAAAGGACUCGCCACCAUAUCAAUUGAGCACAAGUUGUCUUACAAAAUUCAACCUCCAAGAAGCAGUGCAUGCUUUUGCUGCCUGGGCGGCCAGGCGAGUCAACUUGUCUGAAUAGAAGAUGAUAUGAUUUCAGGACCAUGGACAGCUACCGAGAGAAAACAUCGCUGACUUGCAAUGCAGCGCCAAAGAAGAGGAAAGAGGCCAACUUUAGGCGCAGACAAAAUAAAUAAAUGGUGAAACUGAUGUUGGUCAAUCAAAUUCGAUAUGUAAAUAAACAAAAUUCGUUGAAGCUGGGUCAUUGACAUAAAGCUUAUUUUACACAGCUCCAGUGAAACGAGGCCCCGCCAUGCAUUUAUGAAAGCACUCGUUUCUAAAGCUACAAUUCUCUUUUUUUUCCUUUUUUUUUUUUAACAGUUCUACCCGAAUAUUAAAAACAUUUGUUAAAUAUGUUAUAUAAAAGUGUUAUUUUAUUGUAACAAUUGUGGGGUUGUGCCAUGUGUGAUAACAGGUGUCAUAUUAUUAGUAAGAAACUCUGUUUCCUACUAUAGGCAACUGGCUGCAUAGUGAUAGUGUAACAGUAUAACUUUAGACCGUCCCCUCGCCCAUACCCGGGCGCAAAACCAGGGACCCUCUGCACACAUCA